Neodiprion fabricii is the source of this 7824-nucleotide messenger RNA. It is a transcript of the gene Lrp4, whose product is annotated as low-density lipoprotein receptor-related protein 4. Lineage: Eukaryota; Metazoa; Arthropoda; Insecta; Hymenoptera; Diprionidae. Bases 392 to 6565 code for a protein of 2057 amino acids. The transcript has 27 exons. Gene Ontology annotation, molecular function: protein binding; calcium ion binding. The record is from RefSeq and is a predicted model, not a curated record.
AGAGAAAACGCAGUGGAACGGGUUAAAAUGUAGUUCAUUUUAAAAGAGAGCGAUUGAACAAUUGUUAACAACUCACUGGAGCCACUGAUUUUUUUCUGAUUUGGGUUAAUCUGUUCGUUCCGCAGUAUUUGGUGUGCUACAGACGCCCCUAAGGGGGUUUUCGACAAUGUAUAAAGUUAAAAGGUGGAACGAUUUUAACCGUGGAUAAAAUGAAGAACAGCAACCAGAAAUCAUCAAUGGGUAUCCCGGAAUGAGAUGCACCGUUUAGGACGGUGUUGAGCUCGUCAUCGAUCGUUCACUAGGUGCAAACAAAAUAUUCGCAAGAAAGCUGUGCGAAGGUGUUGAGUGAGGCCGAGCGAAGCUUUUCCAAGGACAGCCAUCGGAGAACGGGAUGUCGGCGAGGAAUAUUCGAGGUGGCCAAGCUGGCUCCACCGUUCAAGCUUUCCUUUUGAUCUGUUCAAUCUUCGGCGGCUCGGGAAUGGGACCCGUCCUGAGCUCCGAAGUCACGACUGACACACCAGCGAAUAAAGGAGCAGCGCGACAGAUGUUCGGUAGUGGCAGCUUGCGGCAGACAGGAAGCGGGCCCAUCUUCCUGGGGACGACGGAGUCACCGUUUUACGACGGACAUUUGUACGAGGGCCCCGGUGGGUUUGGAUACAACGUACCCGGCGGCAGAAACCACGUUUCCCAAAAAUCGCACCCCCAGCUUCCCGGUGGGUAUCACGGCCCGCCAAGGAUGCCCGUCUCUCAACCCGAUGCUGAUACCUACGAGGCUUCCAGCGACGUGAAGGUCAGAAACGGCGCACCGGUCAACGGUCUCUACGGUCAAAGCCGUCAAGGUGUCGGACGAGGAAUGGACGCAGACCGAGGACGAGGCGGCUUCGGCGACAUUUACGGGGGCAUGGGUGGUCGAGGCAUGGACGAAACAUACGUGAACCCGGAUCGCACGCGCGUGCAUAACGGACUCCAACGCGGUCACGGAAUAGGAGCAAAUCCCAACAUCGAAGGACAUUUUGGAGUCGGCGGACGCACUCUGAUCCACGAAUUGGAGGACGAAAGCGAUCUUACCGGAGAGUACCUACUGCCCUGCGGAUGGCAGUGCAAAAGAAGCGAGUUCCUCUGCUUGCAGUCAUGCACUUGCAUCCCGUUGAGGAGUCGUUGCGACGGAGAGAUAGACUGCGAGGACUUCCAAGACGAACUGGAUUGUGACAACGGGUCGGGAUAUGGAGGAAACGCGGAAUGCGUCGGUGAAACAAAAAUUCGUUGUCCAUUGUCUGGGAAGUGUAUUUCCAAAGAUUGGCUUUGUGACGGUGACGACGACUGCGGUGAUUUCUCCGAUGAAAGCCACUGCGGAACAUCUCAAAAUUGCACUGAGGACCAAUUCGAGUGCAAAAAUGGUCUCUGCGUCCAGCGAGCUUGGCUUUGCGAUGGCGAGAAUGACUGCAAGGAUUUUUCUGACGAAGUUAACUGCACGAAAAAAGUGGAAUGCACACAGUAUGAGUUCAAGUGUCAGGAUGGAAGCUGCAUCACUUUGAAUUGGCAUUGCGACCAAGAACCAGACUGUAGCGAUGGUUCCGACGAGAUGAACUGCGAAAAAACCGGAGUUAGUUGUGGCAGCAAUGAAUUCCAGUGCGCUUAUCCAAAAUGUGUGCGACACGAGUAUCGCUGUGACGGUGAUGACGACUGCGGUGAUGGAAGUGACGAAAAGGAUUGUCCUGGAUCAUUGACAACCAGCUGCAACGAUAAUGAAUUUCGAUGCUCUGGGGGCAAGUGCAUCAGCAACAAAUGCGUAUGUGACGGAAACAAAGACUGUGACGGUGGUGAGGAUGAGGAAAUGUGCAACCACCCGACACCUCAGGGAUGUUCACCUCACAACGAGUUCACAUGCUCCACCGGCACCUGCGUCCCGCGAUUGUGGGUAUGCGACGGCGUUCCUGACUGUCCUAAUGGUGAAGAUGAACAAGGAUGCGCAGUGACUUGUGAGGCGACCCAGUACUUGUGCAACCCGCCUCGAGUAAUCAACGAUACAUCAGUUGCUGCUACUAACUCGCCCCAACCAUCAGCGACGCAUCACUAUCACCGAUAUUGCAUCGCUAUAAAACACGUCUGCGAUGGUACAGCCGACUGUCCCGAUGGUGAUGAUGAACUCAACUGUCCAAAGAAACGCAACUGCACUGCAACGGACAAGUGCACGCAGCAAUGCAUCUUGACGAUAGAUAACAAGCCAGCCUGCGCUUGCCAGCCUGGGUACAAGCUGGGGAAAGACAAUGCGACAUGCGAAGAUAUCAACGAAUGUGUAUUCGAACAAGAUCCAGUCUGUAGUCAAACUUGCAACAAUACCGUAGGCUCAUUCGUCUGCAGCUGUAUGGCCGGUUACGUCCUCCGACCUGACCUCAGAACCUGCAAGGCCUUAGGGGCAAAUCCUACACUCCUUUUUGCGAACCGGGUUGAUAUAAGACAGGUUAGUCUCAGCAAUUCCAAGUACACAGCUAUCCUGAAGGGGUUGCACAAUGCCAUUGCUUUGGACUUUCAUUAUAAACGAAGCACUGUUUACUGGUCCGAUUUAUCCAUGGAUGUCAUACGGAAGGCGUAUGUAAACGGAACCGGUGCCGAAGACGUUAUUCGAUGGGGCCUGGAAAGUCCAACCGGUGUUGCUGUCGACUGGAUUCACAAUCUUCUGUUCUGGACUGACUCUGGAACACGUAGGGUGGAAGUAAUAACUUUAGAUACAACAAUGCGGCACGUCCUGAUAUCUAGUGACCUCGACAAGCCACGGGCCAUAGUUGUUCAUCCAAACUAUGGAUACGUUUACUGGACGGAUUGGGGUCCAAAUCCAAAAAUCGAACGUGCAGACAUGGACGGUUCAGGCAGGGUCGUUCUUGUUACGGAGUCGAUAUCCUGGCCAAAUGGUCUAGCAAUAGAUUACACGUCGGAUCGCUUAUUUUGGGCAGACGCAAAGCAUCAUAUUAUCGAAUCUGCUCACCUUGAUGGGACGGAUAGGAAGAAGGUCAUAAGGAAGGGAGUUAACCAUCCCUUUGGUAUCACCAUAUUCGAAGACUAUGUCUACUGGACUGACUGGCACUUCAAGAGCAUAUCCUCUGCGAAUAAGGGAAACGGUGCUGGAUUCAAAACUAUUCAUUCCGGUCUUCACUUCCCGAUGGACGUACAUAGCUAUCAUCCGCAACGUCAACCUGAGUAUAAAAAUCGGUGUGGUGAUAACAAUGGAAACUGCUCACACAUGUGUCUCCCAAAUAGCACCGGUUACAGUUGCGUCUGUCCUGUGGGGUUGAAGAUUAAACGAGAUGGCAAGAACUGCGCCUCUACUCCCGACAAUCUUCUGAUAUUUGCAAGGAAGAAGGAUCUCAGAUUACGGCCAGUCGAUCAGGCCGCAAGAGGAUUCGACACUGUUAUUCCCGUCGAUCAUAUUGAAAGCGCUGUCGCACUUACGUGGGACAGUAAUGAAGAUACUAUAUACUGGACAGACGUUGAGACGGACACGAUAAGCCGGGCGUACUUAAACGGCACUAAUCAGAGUGUCAUCAUCAGUUAUAACUUAGAAUCUCCAGCUGGUUUGGCUAUGGAUUGGAUAACGCACAAGUUAUAUUGGACUGAUGCUGGGACGAACAGAAUUGAGUGUUCAAAUUUAGAUGGAUCGAUGAGAACUCUACUGGUAUGGAGGGGGCUUGACAAACCGAGGGACAUCGUGGUCGACCCGACUGUCGGGUAUAUGUACUGGAGCGAUUGGGGCGAAGAACAGAAAAUAGAGAGGGCCGCGAUGGACGGCAGUGAUCGCAAGAUUCUCGUGAGCAAAAACUUGACAUGGCCAAAUGGAUUGGCAAUCGACUUCGAAAAGAACCGGCUCUACUGGGCAGAUGGUGGUACCAAAAAAAUCGAGUACUCUGACCUGAAUGGCAAAGGCCGAACCGUACUAAUCUCCACUGACUUGCCGCAUCCCUUUGGUUUGGUGAUUUUCAAAAAUAAAAUAUUUUGGACCGACUGGGACACGCAGAGUAUUCAUCAAGCAGAUAAAAACGACGGUUCUAAUCGGAGCGUGGUUAGAUCAGGAAUAUCCGGUCUCAUGGACGUCAGGGUAUUUCACCGUCAUCGAAAGACUAUCAACACACCUUGCAAUAAGAACAACGGCAAUUGUUCGCAUUUGUGUCUGUUGGCACCCGCUCCGCGAUUCUAUAAAUGCGCGUGUCCAACUGGUCUGGUUUUAGAGUCGAAUGGAGAGACAUGUCCUGAUAUGCCGAGUGAAUUCCUGGUAUUCGCUCACAGAGAAGACAUCAGAAUAAUAUCUUUCGACGUCAACUACACCGUGGACAUAGUACUGCCAAUAGCGAACCUAAAAAAUGCAAUUGGAGUGGAUGUCGAUAGACGAACCGGCGAUCUGUAUUGGACCGAUACUGCCGAUGAUCUCAUCAGGAAAGCAAGUUUUGACGGAAGAACUGUAGAAACGAUAAUCAACAACGGAAUCGAGAACGCCGACAGUUUGGUCGUAGAUUACAUAGGUCAAAAGAUAUACUGGACAGACGCUGGACUAAACAGCAUCGAAGUUGCUGAGCUCGAUGGUAUAAACAGAAAGGUUCUGAUUUGCUCAGGACUCGAAAAACCUCGAGCUAUCGCUCUGUACUAUCCAGCUGGGCUUCUUUUCUGGUCUGACUGGGGUCACAACGCCCGUAUAGAACGAGCUAAUAUGGACGGCGAACAGAGGAUGACUUUAAUAGCCGACGACCUUAUCUGGCCGAACGGUUUGGCCGUUGACCUAAUUGGGAAUAAAUUGUACUGGAAUGACGCUAAGAGAAGCGUGAUUGAAAGCGCCAAGCUUGAUGGUUCAAAUAGAAAGAUUCUUAUCCACGAUGUUCGUCACCCUUACGGGUUGACACUGACCAAGGACUUCGUUUACUGGAGCGACUGGCACACGAAAUCCUUACACCGUGCUAAUAGAACGACGGGAUCUAACAAAACGGUAAUAUUGUCCAAAAUAGAGGGAAUCAUGGAUAUUCGGUCAGUCAGCAGCGAGGAUCUUUACAUCGCUGAGAACGUGUGCGAGAAGAAUAAUGGCGGAUGCUCACAUUUGUGCCUUCGCAACCCGAAAGGUUACUCGUGCGCUUGUCCGACCGGAAUCCUUUUGAACGAGGAUAAAAAGACGUGCAAAUUGACCCCCACAAACUUCAUACUGUUCGCAACGAGGGAAACGCUCGCCAGGGUGUCGUUCGACACGCCAGAGAUGUGGGACGUGACUUUACCAAUCAGUGACAUCCACAAUGCAAUCUCAGUAGAUUUUCACUGGGAAAAACAAAUUAUAAUUUACUGCGACGUAAACUUGGACAUAAUUAGGAGUAUCAACAUCCAAAAUUUAUCCGACACUCGGGUAAUCAUAAACUCGAAUCUCACAACGCCGUCGGGCCUGGCCGUUGACUGGGUCGCUAACAAUCUUUACUGGGCUGACACCACCAGGAAAGUGAUCGAAGUAGCCAGGCUGGAUGGCAGCAGUCGUAAAAGAGUCCUGGAACAGCUAGACGACCCAAGAGCGCUUACCUUGUUCCCGGCAAAGGGAUACAUGUACUGGACCGAAUGGGGUGAACAUCCCAAAAUUGAAAGGUCUUACCUGGACGGUUCGAGUAGAAAAGUGAUCAUCUCUUCGGACUUGGGCUUUCCAAAUGGCUUGGCUCUUGAUUACGAAAAGAAAAAGUUGUACUGGGCCGAUGCGUUGAAGGACCGAAUCGAGACGUCCGAUUUACACGGACAAUACAGAGUGCAGCUGGUCCCGGAAGCAACUCAUCCUUUCGGCUUGACGCAAUACGGGGAUCACAUCUACUGGACGGAUUGGUACAAGAAGGCAGUGGAACGAGCUGACAAGACCACUGGAAAAAAUCGAAUUGAGAUUCGAACUGCGCUGGACGGAGUAAUGGAGAUCAAAGUCGUCUCGGCCGCAAGGCAAACCGGGUGGACUCCUUGUGCCGUGGAAAACGGCGGCUGUAGUCAUUUGUGCUUCUUUACGCGGAAGAACUACGUCUGCGCUUGUCCGGACGUUAAGGAUUCCAAACCCUGCUCGACGGUACCGAGCAGAGAAGUCCCGAUAAGAAAACCAGGGACAGAAAACGAUCCCCCGGAGGAAGACGAUGAUGAGCCAACCAUGUCGUCAGUCCCAACUCUCGUACCUCGGAAGCCGCAUCACGAUAUCACCGGCAGAUUCCCAAAACUUUCCCCUAGUAAUACAAAUUUCACAUUGAAAACGGUGGUAAUCACGAUAGUCGUGAUGGUCGUUAUGAUAAUCGUCAUUUUAAUCGCCAUCAUCCAUCUUCUGUGCCAACGCAAGACCAAACAGAAAAAAUACUUGUACACCGGAAGAAGUGUCCUCACUUUUUCCAACCCCAACUACAACGCUUCAAGCGGCGACGUAGGCCCGAGCAAUUCGCAGCAAGAUAAAAAGUCGUUCAUCUGGAAAAGAUUGAAGUACGACAAGUCGCAGAAAGCUAACACAUCCAAAGUUGAAUGCCCAAUCAAACUGCAACAUUUGCCACUUCACUUUAUACAAAUGAAUGAAACAGAAACCACCUAGCGCCUAAGCUAUCUGCAACGUAGUAUUUUAUGCGCAACCUUCUAUGUUAGGUAGAUGCAAAAAAUUGAACAUCGCAAUUCUAUUUCCACCGUCUUUACUUGAUAAGCUACGCGUCGCGUCGCGUCCUUUGGUCGAAAUGAUCUACAUGUAUCCGCCCCAUGAAUCGUCCCGAUAUUGUUCAUACCCACUACUGUUCACUAUUUUACUUCCGUUUCUUAGUGCCGAUCUAGGUCGAAAAUUAUCGGAGCGAUGACAUGUGAAACUAAUAGCAAACUUGAACUUGAUCGUUUUACUCUUCGGAUUUUUGAACUUAAAGACUCAACCCUUGUCUUUGUCGAACAGUUAGUUGCGCAUAAAAUGUGAUCUAAAGAUUAUGACAAUAUCUUGAAGGGAGCCUCGUUAUCAUCAACUCUGUAUUAUCCAAUGAAAGCUGAAGCUCAGACCACCGUACCUCUAAAAUUGUAAAAUUAUUAAUUGCAUAUUGAAAUAUUUUUGUUAAAAAGGUUGAAUAGAAUUUUUAAGAUAGUAAAGUAUGUUCAAUAUAAAUAUUAUAGAGGCACGCUAUAGAAACUCUUCAUUGUAAUGGUUAUUUGUCGUUCCGACGAAUCGGAAAAUUUUGCCAUAAGGCAUAAAAUUACGAAGAAGAAAAAAAGCGAGGAACUGAAUUGUUAGAAGUAGCUGGUGAAAAGAUUGAAGGAACGUAUAAACUCUGGGCGCAUUUAGGAAAAGAAUGAGAGUUCCGUUUCGUCUUAAAAAAGUUUUCAACCACAAUGGUGUAAUACUCGAUAUUUCGCAACUGACUGUGAAAGCACGAGUAACGAAUAAAAUGAAAAUUGUAAUAAUAAUACCAGUAUUUAAUAAUAACAAAUAAAUGCCGACAAUGAGCGAUUAAUUCUGCAAUGUACAGUAUCUGAUUGGGCAUUUCUGCACGCUGGUAAACUCGGAUGGAUAGUGUAACAAUGUUACACAAGAGACGAGGAAAAUUUUCCUACGAUAAAUACGAAAGAAAAAAGAAAAAUCGAAGAAAGAAAUUAAAUAAAAUAAAAUAUAUACGCAGCCUCAGGGGAAACGAAAAGAAAAUAGUGGAAAAAAAAAAAUCAAUAAUUCAUUGUCUUGUCAAUAUAGGAAAGAGUGUACGAAGAUAACGGACAGUCCUCAAGUCCCGAAGUGGUUUCCUUGAUUCCUCCCUCAACAACUCCGAGCAGCAGUAGAGCUCCGUCAGUCACACCGAGGGAAACUUCACCACCAACGUCACUUCC